AUGAGGAAACCAUCAAGGAAUUUAAACAACAGCAGCUCUUUGACAGAAGGAGAAUCAACCAUUGAGUUAAACAUCUCUGAAAUACCGAGUAAAAUGAGAUUAAACUACAUACCCAUAGAGCGGCCAACACAGAGUUCAUUUGUGACAGUGGAAGAAAUGGUUUUAGUGGAUGUGAGAAGCACAUGCUGGCUGGUACAAGAUGAAGAGCGAAAGGCCGUGAAGCCUGUGCCAACAGCACGUGAGGACGACCACUUGGGGACGGAGCAGACGCUGAAAGCCGUCUGUGAAAUGAAAGUGGAAGAGCGCAGGCGGGAGGCUGCUAUCGCGAGACCAUUAGCGUGGGGAUUAAAGGUCGCGAGACCAGUAGCCUGGGUGUUAAAGGUCUUCCUGCUCUGCUGA
Rangifer tarandus platyrhynchus (Svalbard reindeer) is the source of this 399-nucleotide messenger RNA. Lineage: Eukaryota; Metazoa; Chordata; Mammalia; Artiodactyla; Cervidae. The record is from the annotation of a GenBank genome assembly.